Sorghum bicolor (sorghum) is the source of this 1260-nucleotide messenger RNA. RefSeq names its product probable 18S rRNA (guanine-N(7))-methyltransferase. Lineage: Eukaryota; Viridiplantae; Streptophyta; Magnoliopsida; Poales; Poaceae. Gene Ontology annotation, cellular component: nucleolus. The record is from RefSeq and is a predicted model, not a curated record. Gene Ontology annotation, molecular function: rRNA (guanine) methyltransferase activity. Bases 154 to 1035 code for a protein of 293 amino acids. The transcript is spliced from 9 exons. Gene Ontology annotation, biological process: rRNA (guanine-N7)-methylation.
GCGACCGCGUGAGAGACCCCUCGAUAGCCAGCGGCAUUGCGGCGCGCGAGCACACCGAACCAAGAACAACCCACCUCGGCGGCGGCGGCGGCGGCGGUGUUUGUGCCUGCAAAGGGAGAAUCUGAGGAGAGGGGCAACUCGGAAGAGAGUGAGAUGCCUCGGCCGGAGUUCCAGGCGCCGCCGGAUGUGUUCUACAACGAGUCGGAGGCCCGCAAGUACACCACCUCCUCUCGUAUCAUCGAAAUCCAGUCUAGGAUUUCCGAGAGGGCGCUGGAGCUGCUUGCUCUCCCCAACGAUGGCGUCCCCAAGAUGCUUCUCGACAUAGGAUGUGGUUCUGGACUUAGUGGUGAGACAUUGACGGAGCAUGGCCACCACUGGAUUGGCUAUGAUAUUUCAAAGUCGAUGCUCGAUGUUGCCUUGGAGCGUGAAACAGAAGGCGACCUACUACUUGCAGAUAUGGGACAGGGCUUGGGCUUGCGGCCAGGAGUUAUUGAUGGUGCAAUUAGUAUUUCAGCAGUUCAGUGGUUAUGCAAUGCUGACAAGUCUUCUCAUGAUCCAAGAUUGCGGUUAAAGGCUUUCUUCGGUUCGUUAUAUAGAUGCCUAGCAAGGGGCGCAAGAGCUGUUCUACAGUUUUAUGCUGAUAAUGUGAAGCAGAGUGAAAUGAUUGUGACUGCUGCCAUGCGUGCUGGUUUUGCUGGUGGAGUUGUGGUUGACUGGCCUCAUAGUUCCAAAGCAAAGAAGUCCUACCUUGUCCUCACUUGUGGACCACCUUCGGUUAAUACAUCACUUCCAAAGGGUAAAGGUGAAAAUGGUGAGAUGUGCAGCGAUGAUGAUGAUAAUGAGAGCAGUGAUGAAGAUGGUGACAGAACAGUGGGCAUAUAUGAAAGGAAUAGGCCGAAGAAGCGUCAGAAGACGAAAAAGAACGGUAAAGGCAAGGAUUGGCUCUUGAAGAAAAAGGAGCAAAUGAGAAGAAGAGGACAUGACGUGCCCGCGGACACGAAGUACACCGGGCGUAAGCGGAAGAGCUAUUUCUAGCUCUGUGCAAUGCCAAUCUCUUGCCAUGCCUGUUAUGCUGGUUGUUUAGUUGUACUGAUAGUUCAUUUAGCAGAAGCAAAAGAUUUUGUAAGAGUGAAACGGUAGUACUGCCAUUUUGAAGUAGUGUUGAUGUCUUGCAAUUUUGACAACGCUAUGAAACGGUCAUUUUUGCAGAACGUGUGUUACAGAUGUUGGGAUGAAUAUAGUUGGUUGUUUGCGUGAAUU